CCACGCGACAAAGUGGUGGAGUCCUCUGGCACAGGCAGUGUCGUCUGUCGUGCACGCCAUGCUCGUCUUCUUCGCCCUCUUUCUUCUCUCCGCUCCGCAAGCCGUUCCUGAGCAUGUCGGGCUUAACGACAACGUACUGGAGGCGUCACAAUUCCUGCAGGAGUACAACGAGCAGGCCUCGGACAUGUGUUAUCGCGUCAAGGCGGCGCAGUGGGCGUACUCUACCAAUCUCACGGAGUACAACAAAGCCAAAAUGAAAGAAGAACAAGAAAGAGAAGCUCGGUUCCAGAAGGCAUCUUGGAGGAGAGCGUCAACGUUUGCAUGGUCUCGGUUCACAGAUCCGCAGGUGUACAGGCAGCUGAAGAUUCUGACUACUAGAGGGCGAGCCGCGCUAGCAGACUAUGACAUGACGAAGCUACAACAUAUAAUCCAGGAAAUGAAGGACCUGUACACGACAACACGUGUGUGUCCGUACUCUGGCCAGAACUCGCCCUACUGUGAUCUCUCACUUGUCCCAGACCUGACCCGCACACUGGCACACUCGCGGAAUUAUGAAGAACAGCUACACGUAUGGCGGUCGUGGCACAACUCUGCAGCUACGCUCAAGCCCAAGUAUGUAGCCUACGUUGAUCUCAUCAACAAGGCUGCUCAGCUACAAGGGUUCCGGGAUGCGAGUGAGCAAGAGCGGGCUGUGUACGAGGAACCGAACUGGGCUCAGCACAUGGCGGAGCUGUGGUCCCGCCUGGUCCCUCUGUACCAGCAACUCCACACGUACGUCAGGCGCAGGCUGCACGAAUACUACGGUCCUCGGAGGGUGCGGCUGGACGGUCCACUGCCCGCUCACAUAUUGGGAAACAUGUGGGGACAGAGCUGGAAGAACAUCUUUGACAUCGUCAUCCCUUAUCCUGGAAAGCGGCGGGUGGAUGUCACAUCAGAGAUGAUUAGGCAAGGCUACAAUCCCAUCAGGAUGUUUCAAUUGGCGGAGCAGUUUUUCACUUCCAUGGGCAUGAAACCGAUGCCGGUAGAGUUUUGGCAGCGAUCCAUGUUCGAGAGGCCCGCCAACAGGCCUAUUGCGUGCAAGGCGUCUGCCUGGGACUUCUGCAAUCAGAAAGACUACAGGAUGAAGCAGUGUACUGAAGUGACUAUGGAAGGGCUGUUGACCACGCAUCACGAGAUGACACACAUUCAGUACUAUCUGCAGUACGCCCAUCUUCCAUAUUUGUUCCGGGAUGGAGCUAACCCAGGAUUCCAUGAAGCAGUGAGUGAGGCAAUAGGACUGUCGGUGGUCACCCCCCGUCACAUGCACCGCAUAGGCUUACUGAACAACAUUACUGAUGACUAUGAAACCAAAAUCAACUUCUUGCUGGAGAUGGCGUUGGAAAAAGUAGCAUAUUUGCCCUUCGCUUACUUGGUUGACCAGUGGAGGUGGGCGGUGCAAGCGGAGGGCACACACGCUAUGAACGCUCGGUGGUGGGCGCUGAGGCUACACCACCAGGGAGUCGUGCCGCCCAUCCCUCGCAACGAGUCACAUUUCGAUCCCGGUGCCAAGUACCACAUCAUAUCGGACCAGCCGUACAUCAGGUACUUUGUCUCGCUGGUGUUUCAGUUUCAACUUCACGCAUCGCUCUGCCACGCGGCCCAGCAUGUCGGCCCUCUGGAUUCCUGCGACAUCUUCCGUUCCAGGGAGGCAGGCCGUCUUCUCAGCUCCGUGAUGAGCGUGGGGGCCUCCCAGCCGUGGCCGGCUGUGGUGCGUCUGGCCACCCAGGGCUACACCUCCGGUCUGGACCCUCAGCCGAUGCUCGAGUACUUCAGACCUCUGAUGGUGUGGCUUCAGCGGCAGAACAGGGACGAGUUCACAGUCGGCUGGUUCACCUCUCCUUCCGACACAGCUCUGUUUGGAGAAUGGAGUACAGGCAGCGCCCUGAAAUUUCAACCGAGCCACCGAAUCAUUGUCACCUUGUUGUACGUGGUUUGUCUAAUAGUGUUGUAUUUUUGAUUAUUUAUCUUUUGACAGUGUAAAUAUAUGUUUCAUUAGUGUUUAUUUUCAAAUUUAUAUUAAAUUUAAAUAUUUAUGUUUUGUGUUUUGUUUCGAGCUAGUAACAUUUUUCAAUAUAUUUAUCAAAUGUAAUUUAUUUCAAACUCUGUGCUUUACUCGGCCAUACCAGGCCUCUCUAGGUAUUCCUAAAGCCUUUAGAUACGAAAUAAGGAUACCAGUGUAUAUCGCAGGAAAAAUUAACAGACCAAACUAAUAAGGUAUAGACUAACUGAUAUAAUUCACCCUCAAUACAUUCAGUCUAAACCUACCUCGGAAAUACUAGGCAUACAUUCUAGUUUCCUUACGUUUGGUAACAUACUUACGUACCUUACCAGUGGUUAUUAAUUAGUGUAUCAUUGUAAAUAACUCUGUAUGAGAAUGCAUGUAUAAACACAUUAGACAUAACUCAAUUUUCAUCAUUGAUUUUAAAAUCAACAGAAUUACAUUUUUACAAAUAUUUGGUGAUUAAAAUGUAAACAUUAACGAACUGGUUAGUAAAUAAUUUAUUUGUCAAGUUAAUGUCCGUAAUCUCGAAUUAUCAAUGGUUAAAUAAUUAUGUAAAAUAAAUUAUACAUUGCCCAAUGAAGGAGAAAGCAAUAGUGUAGGUGAUGUACAGUAACAUGUAUGUUACUGAGUAAAUAUAGAGGUUUAUAUACGAGUAGUUAGAGAAUUGUAAUACUUAGUCACUGAUGUGUUCGCGUUCUGGAUUUUGUUACUUCUCCCAAUUCACUGUUGUAAAGGUGUUAUAAGAUAUUAAACAAA
Homalodisca vitripennis (glassy-winged sharpshooter) is the source of this 2797-nucleotide messenger RNA. RefSeq names its product angiotensin-converting enzyme-like. Gene Ontology annotation, molecular function: metallopeptidase activity; peptidyl-dipeptidase activity. Gene Ontology annotation, biological process: proteolysis. Bases 59 to 1996 code for a protein of 645 amino acids. Gene Ontology annotation, cellular component: plasma membrane. Lineage: Eukaryota; Metazoa; Arthropoda; Insecta; Hemiptera; Cicadellidae. The transcript is spliced from 15 exons. The record is from RefSeq and is a predicted model, not a curated record.